Messenger RNA from Olea europaea var. sylvestris, 2995 nucleotides. RefSeq names its product pleiotropic drug resistance protein 1-like. Lineage: Eukaryota; Viridiplantae; Streptophyta; Magnoliopsida; Lamiales; Oleaceae. Gene Ontology annotation, molecular function: ATP binding; ABC-type transporter activity; ATP hydrolysis activity. The record is from RefSeq and is a predicted model, not a curated record. The transcript is spliced from 18 exons. Gene Ontology annotation, cellular component: membrane. Bases 203 to 2995 code for a protein of 930 amino acids.
GCUAACCAAAGGAUCAAAAGAGAGUAUAAAGAGAGAGGCAGGCAUUGCAUAAUUGAUCCAUUUUAGUUUCAGCUCUUGUACCUGCCCCAGGUGGCAAAGAGCCAACAUCGAGGUGUUAAACCUUUCCUGAGCUCGCUCUUGGAGACGGAGUUACUCCAUUUUCAGUCGAUCAUUUCAUUGAAUACUAUAGCUUAACGAAACAAUGACAGAAGGUAGUGACAGAUUUCGGGUCAGCAGUGCACGUAUGAGUGCAAGAUUAAGUAGUUCGAACAUAUGGAGAAACAGUGGGAGGGAGAUUUUUUCGAGAUCAUCAAUAGAGGCAGAUGACGAAGAAGCAUUGAAAUGGGCUGCUCUAGAGAAACUCCCGACAUAUCUUCGUGUAAGGAGAGGUAUACUUGCAGAAGAAGAGGGACAAUCAAGAGAAAUUGAUAUAACAAAUCUUGGACUAGUAGAGAGAAAAAAUCUUGUGGAGAGGCUAUUGAAAAUCGUAGAGGAAGACAAUGAGAAGUUCUUGUUACAACUGAAGAAACGCAUUGACAGAGUUGGUCUUAAUCUUCCAACUAUAGAAGUUCGGUUCGAGCAUUUAAAUGUUGAUGCAGAAGCUUACGUUGGCAGCAGAGCUCUGCCUACAAUAUUCAACUUCACUGUCAAUAUCUUGGAGGGUUUUUUUAGUUAUCUUCAUAUUCUUACAAGUCCGAAGAAACCGUUGCCAAUUCUUCAUGAUGUCAGUGGAAUCAUCAAGCCUGGAAGAAUGACAUUGCUAUUAGGACCACCAACUUCUGGCAAAACUACAUUGCUGUUAGCAUUGGCAGGGAAACUUGACACACAAUUAAAAGCAUCAGGAAGAGUAACAUACAAUGGCCAUGAAAUGCACGAGUUCGUACCACAAAGAGCGUCUGCUUAUAUAAGUCAGCAUGACAUGCACAUUGGAGAAUUGACAGUUAGGGAAACAUUAGCAUUUUCAGCAAGAUGUCAAGGAGUUGGAGAUCGUUAUGAUAUGUUGACAGAAUUAUCAAGAAGAGAGAAGGAGGCAAACAUUAAGCCGGAUCCUGAUAUAGAUAUUUACAUGAAGGCAGCAUCAAUUGAAGGGCAGGAGGAAAGUGUCGUAACAGAGUACAUUAUCAAGAUCCUGGGGCUUGAAGUUUGUGCUGAUACCUUCGUGGGAGAUGAAAUGGUUCGCGGAAUUUCAGGAGGACAGCGAAAGAGACUGACAACAGGGGAAAUGAUGGUUGGACCGGCGAGAGCACUUUUCAUGGAUGAGAUAUCGACUGGUUUGGACAGUUCAACGACUUAUCAGAUAGUAAAUUCAAUAAGGCAGUCUAUCCACAUUCUUCAAGGAACUGCUAUAAUCUCGCUCCUGCAGCCUGCACCGGAAACAUACGACUUAUUCGAUGACAUAGUUCUUUUAUCAGACGGACAAAUUGUGUAUCAGGGUCCCCGCGAAAGUGUAUUAGAAUUUUUCGAACAUCUGGGAUUCAGAUGCCCCGAGAGAAAAGGAGUAGCAGAUUUUCUUCAAGAAGUGACAUCGAGGAAAGAUCAAGGGCAGUAUUGGGCACGGAGAGAUGAUCCUUAUUCUUAUGUUUCUGCAAAAGAAUUUUCUGAAGCAUUUCAGUCAUUCCAUGUUGGACGGAAACUUGGCGAUGAACUUUCCAUUCCUUUCCACAAGGAAAAGAGUCACCCGGCGGCCCUAACAACAAAAAAAUACGGAGUUAACAAGAAGGAACUUUUACGAGCGUGCAUAUCCAGAGAGUACCUUCUCAUGAAGAGGAAUUCAUUUGUCUACAUAUUCAAGAUGGUACAACUUACCCUUAUGGCUAGCAUAUCCAUGACAGUAUUUCUACGCAUCAAGAUGCCCAAGAAUACAGAAACAGAUGGUGCAAUUUUCAUGGGUGCUCUCUUUUAUGCCGUUGUUAUGAUUAUGUUUAAUGGAUUUUCAGAGCUUGCCCUCAGUAUUAUGAAACUUCCAGUCUUUUACAAGCAAAGGGACCUUCUCUUUUUUCCUCCAUGGGCUUACUCUUUGCCCACGUGGAUCCUGAAAAUUCCAAUCACACUUGUUGAAGUUGCAAUUUGGGUGUUUCUGACUUAUUAUACUUCAGGAUUUGAUUCUGAUGCAGGAAGGUUUUUCAAACAACUACUACUGCUCAUAUGUGUUAACCAGAUGGCAUCUGCACUGUUCCGUUUAAUGGGAGCGUUAGGCAGAAAUAUCAUAGUAGCAAAUACAUUUGGUUCCUGUGCAUUACUCACAGUUCUUGUACUGGGUGGAUUCAUCUUAUCACGAGAUAGUAUAAAAAGUUGGUGGAUAUGGGGUUACUGGAUCUCACCUUUGAUGUAUGCACAGAAUGCUAUAGCAGUGAAUGAAUUUCUUGGAAAAAGUUGGAGCCAUGUUCCUCCAGGCUCAACAGAAUCAGUUGGGGUAUCAGUCUUGAAGUCUCGAGGGAUUUUUCAGGAGGAACGUUGGUACUGGAUUGGCUUAGGAGCUCAGAUUGGAUAUAUAUUCCUGUUCAAUUUCUUAGUGAUCUUGGCUCUAACUUAUCUUAACCCAUUCGGAAAACCCCAAGCAAUUUUAUCGGAAGAAACAGUAGCAGAAAGAAAUGGCAGCAAAAGAGGCGAAACUGUUGAACUAUCAUCCAGAAGGAAGAGCACUUCCGGACGAGAGAUUGAUUCUCGCCACAGUAUAUCAUCAAGGUCUAUGUCGUCAAGAGUUGGCAGCAUUAAUGAAACAGAUCCAAACAGGAAGAGAGGAAUGGUUUUACCCUUUGAACCUCUUUCACUCACUUUUGAUGAUAUCCAUUAUGCAGUGGAUAUGCCAGAGGUCAACUUUUUGUAUCGGCAUCACAUUUGUUUUCUCUUCAGGGGAAAAAGAAUAUCUAAUCCAUACUCUUCAUUUUUAUACAAUUUUACACCUUAUACUUCCAUUUCUGGAGCUAGAUAUAAAUACAUCAAUCAGGAAGAGGAUUAUCUAAUUGCAAAACAACCAUCCAAUUGCAUAACUUAG